AUGUUAUCUGCUUUGUCAUCAAUUGUUUUAUUACUUUUAAUAUCUGUUAUAAUUGUUGAGAAUAGUGUUAUUAAGUCAUGCAAAGCUCAAGUCGAUAAACUUGAUACAUGUAUGAGUGUAGUACAAUUUCCCGGUGAUUGUAAUUCAGGUAUUGUUAAUAUGACUGAUACUGAUUAUGAAAAAUGUAUUACGAUGAGUUUUUUUUGGUCUUAUCCACUUCAUAAUUUAACAUUAAUUAUUAAAACACCAUUUACACAACAACAUCAACUAUAUGCCAUUCAUCUCGAUAAUGAACAAAUAAUGUCAGCUGUCUCACAUGUCUAUCGAAUAUUUAAUAAUCAAGAAAUAGAUGUAACGACAAAAGAUAAAACACUUACUCAAUAUUCUGAUUCAAACUAUGAAAUUAUUCUUAAAUUUCAAGGUCCUGACCGAGUUCAUCGAUAUGGUGUUAAUAUUGACUAUAAGGUUCUUCCAAUGUAA
Rotaria sordida is the source of this 480-nucleotide messenger RNA. The record is from the annotation of a GenBank genome assembly. Lineage: Eukaryota; Metazoa; Rotifera; Eurotatoria; Philodinida; Philodinidae.